GUUUGAAUACAUAUAGCUCCUGAAGCUGGUCGGUCCUCAACGCAGCUGAAGGAAGAAGGGAGAAGAAAGUAGCAACGCCAGCAUAGGCGACGCUGGACUCUAGCUGUCGCCCAUCAUGGCGCAACAGCAGCAGCUGGCCCUAGAGGCUCUGGAUAAUAUUACAAGAGAUUUGAAGUCAAGAGCCGGCGACGACGUACGAAAGCGAGCUGCCAACCAGCUCCAUGAUCUGGUCAUUGUUUGCUAUAGAGAUUUACAACCAGAACAAUUCACUGUAUUCUAUAAUUCCGUCAAUAACAAAAUUACUACCUUGAUGCUCCAUGGCAACGACUCCUCCGAACGAUUAGGCGGUGUCUACGCCCUCGAAGCCCUCGUUAACUUUGAAGGUGUCGAUGUAACCGCCAAAUACACCCGAUUCACCGCGAACCUCAAGACCAUCUUACGGGGGAAAGAUAUUGUACCUAUGCAGCCUGCUGCUAUGGCUCUUGGCAAGCUCUGUCGUCCUGGUGGUUCGCUUAUAUCCGAGCUGGUCGAAUCUGAGGUCAAAACUGCUCUCGAAUGGCUUCAGUCGGAUAGGGUGGAGGAGAAGAGAUACAGUGCUGUGCUGGUCCUUCGCGAAUUAGCCCGGAAUGCGCCUACCUUGAUGUACGCGUAUGUUGGCCUGAUAUUCGAUCUAAUAUGGGUUGGCCUUCGCGAUCAACGCCAACUCAUUCGCGCAACAUCUGCAGAAACCGUCAGUGCUUGCUUUAAAAUUAUUCGUGAACGAGACCAGGAGAUGAAGCAGGCAUGGAUGACCAAGAUGUACAACGAAACUAUUGCCGGUCUUAAGAACAGUACCGUCGAGUAUGUCCAUGCGUCGUUGCUAGUGCUUAAGGAACUCCUUGGGCAAGGUGGCAUGUACAUGCAGGAGCACUAUCCGGAAGCCUGCGAGAUCGUUUUCCGUCACAAGGAUCAUCGCGACGCGACUAUUCGGAAGACCGUAGUCUCGUUAGUUCCCGACCUAGCCAAUUAUGCUCCAACCGAAUUUGCCCAAACUUACCUUCAUAAGUUCAUGGUGUAUCUUUCUGGGAUGCUCAAGAAGGACAAAGAACGAAAUGAUGCUUUCUUCGCCAUCGGAAACGUCGCUAAUGCGGUUAAGAGCGCCAUCGCGCCAUAUCUUGACGGCGUCCUCAUCUAUGUCCGCGAUGGCCUGAGCAUCCAGUCUCGGAAGAGAGGUUCCGUAGAUCCGGUCUUCGACUGUAUUAGUAGACUGGCUGUUGCGGUUGGCCAAACGCUUAGCAAGUACAUGGAGGCGCUCUUGGAUCCCAUCUUUGCUUGUGAGCUGACAUCGAAGCUCACUCAAGCUUUGGUUGACAUGGCUUUCUAUAUCCCGCCGGUAAAAGCAACCAUACAGGAAAGACUGCUUGAUAUGCUCAGUAGAGUCUUGUGUGGAGAACCUUUUAAACCUCUCGGGGCGCCUACCCCGAACACACUCUCGGCAGUUCCCAUUAUACCCAAGGACGCCAAAGACCCGCAAGCUUAUGAACAUCGAAAGGCUGAAGUGAAGCUCGCUUUAAACACGUUGGGAAGCUUCGAUUUUUCAGGCCAUAUCCUUAACGAGUUCGUUCGUGAUGUCGCCAUAAAAUACGUUGAAGAUGACGACCCUGAAAUUCGCAAAGCAGCCGCUCUCACAUGUUGUCAACUAUAUGUGCGGGACCCGAUCGUGAAUCAGACCAGCUAUCACGCAUUGCAGGUAGUCGGUGAUGUUAUUGAGAAAUUACUAACUGUAGGUGUAUCGGAUCCGGAUCCGGAUAUUCGGACAACAGUUCUAGCUGCCCUUGAUGAACGAUUCGAUCCACACCUCGCCAAGGCCGAGAACAUUCGCACACUCUUCUUCGCCCUCAAUGAUGAGGUAUUCGAGAUCAGGGAAGUAGCUAUAUCAAUCAUAGGACGGUUGGCGCAUUACAAUGCAGCUUAUGUGAUACCCUCGCUGCGAAAGACACUAAUACAGAUGCUCACCGAGCUUGAGUUCUCGGAAGCCGCACGGAAUAAAGAGGAGAGCGCGAAACUUCUCAGUCACUUGGUUCAGAAUGCUCAGGGCUUGAUCAAACCAUAUGUCGAGCCUAUGAUUUCAGUACUCCUUCCGAAGGCUAGCGACCCCAAUCAUGCCGUUGCAGCUACUAUCUUGAAGGCUAUUGGCGAGCUUGCAACGGUUGGAGGAGAGGACAUGCUCCCUUAUAAAGACAAACUCAUGCCCAUCAUUAUCGAGGCAUUGAAAGACCAUUCCUCAACUGCGAAACGCGAAGCGGCGCUGCACACGUUGGGUCAACUUGCGAGCAACUCUGGCUACGUGAUUGACCCCUAUCUCGAAUACCCCGAGUUACUUGACCUCCUUCAACACAUCAUUCGUGCGGAACCCCAACGUGGACCUCUACGUCAAGAGACAAUUAAACUCAUGGGAAUAUUGGGCGCUCUAGACCCCUACAGACAUCAGGUACACAUUUCCCAAGAUGACGACAUCUGGCAAAACCAUUCAAGGGGUGUAAAAUCUGCGGUUGGGAAUGGAAGUCCUCUCAACGCGAUUAAGAAAUCCGACGCACAGCCGCCACACCAGAGAAAAAGCGAAAGUUCCUUGAAUCUAGUGAUGAAGCCUUACAAAAAGUCCCGUGACAAGUCACAGAAAAAUUACAACAAUCAAGCACAAUCCUUAGAACAGAAUGCUAACACGAGGAACAAACAGCAAGUCGAGGAACGCGCCCCUGACGCCAAACGGCGUGUUGAGAGUAAUCGGAUGACCGAUAUAUCACUAAUGAUGACAGGAUUGACGCCCUCUAAUAAAGAGUACUAUCCCACAGUAGUGAUCAACGCUCUCCUCAAUAUCUUGAAGGACACGUCUCUCGUUUCGCACCAUGCUGCCGUGAUUGAGGCCAUCAUGAACAUAUUCCGCACGUUGGGGCUUGAAUGUGUAUCCUUUUUGGACCGUAUUAUCCCGGCGUUCUUGGAGGUGAUCAAAGACUGUCCCCAGACUCGGCGCGAAUCCUACUACAACCAACUUGCUACUCUGGUCAGCAUCGUGCGGCAGCAUAUCAGGAACUACCUUCCUGAAAUCAUCGAAUCGUUGCACUUACACUGGCAUGAAUCGCCAUCGCUUCAGGCUACGAUAUUGUCAUUAAUUGAAGCUAUUUCGCGAUCCUUGGAGGGGGAGUUCAAAAUCUAUCUAGCGAGCCUGCUGCCUGCGAUGCUUGGUGUUUUGGAAGAGGAUGCGACUACUAAGAGGAUCCCUUCUGAGAAAGUCCUGCAUGCCUUUUUAGUUUUUGGCUCCAGCAGUGAGGAGUAUAUGCAUCUCAUCAUUCCCGUAAUCGUGCGAACGUUUGAGAAACAGGGCCAGCCAGCAUUCUUAAGGAAAUCAGCUAUCGAGACUAUUGGCAAAAUCUCUCGGCAAGUUAAUCUUAAUGACUAUGCCGCCAAGAUCAUCCACCCGUUGAUUAGGAUUCUUGCCAGCGGAGAGUCAUCCUUACGACUGGCAGCAUUAGAUACCUUGUGUGCCCUGAUCCAGCAGCUCGGCAGGGACUACCUUCACUUCAUAGGGACGGUGAACAAAGUUAUGCAAGCCCACCAGAUUCAGCACCAAAACUACGAACUGCUAGUUAGCAAGUUGCAGAAAGGCGAGGCAUUGCCGCAAGACCUGAGCUCUGAGACUCGGUUCAUCGACCAGACUGACGAGCCAUCCUUUGCUGACCUCGGCAAUAAGAAGCUUGAGAUGAAUGCGAUACACCUAAAGGCCGCCUGGGACACCAAAGGCAAGUCGACUAAGGAGGACUGGCACGAGUGGCUCCGGCGCUUCAGUACCACUUUAUUAACCGAGUCACCAAAUCAUGCCCUGCGUGCCUGCGCUAUCCUUGGUAGCGUACACCUGGCACUUGCUCGUGAACUGUUCAACUCGGCCUUUGUGUCGUGCUGGAGUGAGCUUUACGAGCAGUUUCAAGAUGAGCUGAUCCAGAAUAUUGAAAAUGCAAUACGAUCUGAGAACGUGCCGCCAGAUUUGCUCGGACUCCUUCUGAAUCUGGCCGAAUUUAUGGAGCACGACGACAAGGCCUUGCCUAUUGACAUUAGAGUCCUCGGUAGAGAGGCCGGUCGUUGCCAUGCAUACGCGAAGGCCCUUCACUACAAGGAACUGGAGUUCCUUCAAGACCAAAGUGGGCCGGCGGUCGAAGCGCUCAUUGUCAUCAACAAUCAACUCCAGCAGUACGAUGCUGCUAUUGGCAUUCUCCGCAAGGCACAGCUAUAUAAGGACGGUAUCCAACUGCGAGAGACAUGGUUUGAGAAGUUGGAACGAUGGGAGGAAGCGCUGCAGUUUUAUGAUAAAAGGGAGUCUGAGAUUCCGCCUGAUCAAGUUGUUCCGAUCGAUAUCGUCAUGGGCAAGAUGCGCUGCCUCCACGCUCUUGGCGAAUGGGAUGCUCUAGCCAGCCUGACCAGCAAUACGUGGGCCAACUCGGCGCCUGAGAUUCAAAGGCGUAUUGCACCCCUUGCAACUGCGGCUGCCUGGGGUCUAGGCAAAUGGGACUCGAUGGACAAUUACUUGCAGUCCAUGAAGCGACAAUCUCCGGACCGAUCCUUCUUUGGGGCGAUAUUGGCGCUCCAUCGAAAUCAGUUUGGGGAAGCGGCCGCUUGUAUUCAACAGACACGGGAAGGCCUAGACACUGAGCUUAGCGCACUCAUAAGCGAGUCCUAUAACCGAGCGUAUCAGGUUAUUGUCCGGGUACAGAUGCUUGCAGAACUCGAAGAGAUCAUCGUUUACAAGCAGGCCAACGAUAGGAAGAAAGCCACGAUGCGCCGUACGUGGGAGGGCCGUCUCAAGGGAUGCCAAAGGAACGUCGAAGUCUGGCAACGUAUGCUAAGGCUUCGCGGCCUAGUAAUUACCCCAGCAGAGAAUAUGCAUAUGUGGAUCAAAUUUGCGAACCUGUGUCGAAAGUCAGGGAGGAUGGGCUUAGCUGAGCAGUCUCUCAAGCAACUGAUCGGCACUGAUCACCCUCUGGAUACAAUCAUCCCGUAUUGGUCUCAAAAUGGCCCAACUCAGCAAGCCGCAGCUACCAGAAUCCCGCCUCAAGUUGUCUAUGCUGUAUUGAAGUUCUACUGGGAAUACGGCCAGCAGGCAAAACUUCGUCAAACCGGUCAUCCUGAGAAAACGCUGUUUUGUCUCCGAAAAUUCACGGCAGACUCGGCCCAAAACCUAGAGCUGGCUCGAGCUUCAAUACAAGCUGCGCCUAAUGGGACAGAAUCGAUCACAGAAUAUGGCUUCCACAAUGGAGUGGAAACUAGUGGCCUGCCUAAUUCGAGGACACAGAAAAUCAUUCAAGACCAGACCGUUCUUCUCGCAAAAUGCUUCCUCAAGCAAGGAGAAUGGCAAGUCGCACUGAACAAGCAGGGCUGGCAGCACCACAACGUCCAAGAAAUUCUGACUUCUUACUCGAAAGCCACGCAAUACAACCCGAAAUGGUACAAGGCUUGGCACGCAUGGGCACUGGCAAACUUCGAAAUAGUCCAAGCUUUGACGCCUCCGGCCGAUAGGACCGUGCCGAGACCAGAUCCUUCCGUUGUUAUCAAUCAUGUUGUCCCCGCUGUCCAAGGCUUCUUCAAGUCCAUUGCCUUAUCUUCUGGAAGCUCUCUCCAAGACACCCUACGUCUACUCACUCUAUGGUUUGCCCAUGGCGGCAGUAGUGAAGUGAAUGCGGCCGUCACUCAAGGAUUCGGGACCGUCAGUGUCGAUACCUGGCUGGAGGUUAUUCCUCAACUCAUUGCGCGUAUCAACCAGCCUAAUACGCGUGUGCGGCAAUCGAUUCACAACCUACUCGCCGAUGUUGGGCGUAAUCAUCCCCAGGCUUUGGUUUAUCCGCUUACCGUGGCAAUGAAGUCGGCGCAGAGUUCUAGAAGGUCGAAAUCGGCGGCGUUGAUCAUGGACAGCAUGCGUGCGCACAGCGCUAAGCUCGUUGAGCAGGCCGACACAGUAAGUCAUGAGCUUAUUCGUGUAGCUGUACUCUGGCACGAACUUUGGCACGAAGGACUCGAGGAGGCUUCCAGACUGUACUUUGGAGAUCAUAACGUCGAGGGAAUGUUUGCCACACUUGGCCCGCUACACGAGCUUCUCGAGCGAGGCCCAGAGACAUUGCGGGAAAUAAGCUUUGCCCAGACUUUUGGUCGCGAUCUCACAGAAGCACGGGAAUGGUGCCGCCAAUAUGAAGGUAGUCACGAUGUCAAUGAUCUAAAUCAGGCAUGGGACCUUUACUACCAAGUUUUCCGCCGAAUAGGAAGACAGCUCCCGCAAAUGUCUUCGCUAGAGCUGGCGUAUUGUUCGCCCAAGUUGCUAGCAGCCAAGAACCUGGAUCUAGCCGUGCCUGGCACAUACAGGAGUGGUGCACCUAUUGUUCGAAUCUUGUCAUUUGAUACCACAUUUAGUGUUAUUAACUCGAAACAACGGCCAAGAAAGUUGAACACCAUCGGAAGUGACGGAAACUCAUAUUCCUUCCUCUUAAAAGGACACGAGGAUAUCCGACAAGAUGAGCGGGUUAUGCAGCUGUUCGGUUUAUGUAACACUCUCCUCGCGAACGACUCGGAGUGUUACAAACGUCAUCUUGGAAUUCAACGGUAUCCGGCUAUCCCUCUUAGCCAGAAUUCUGGUCUCCUUGGCUGGGUGCCGAAUAGCGAUACCUUGCACGUACUAAUACGUGAGUAUCGUGAGAGCCGCAAGAUUCUUCUGAACAUAGAGCAUCGCAUAAUGCUGCAGAUGGCUCCAGAUUAUGACAAUCUUACUCUCAUGCAAAAGGUCGAAGUGUUUGGUUAUGCGCUAGAUAACACAACUGGACAGGAUCUGUACCGUGUUCUUUGGUUGAAGAGCAAGAGUUCCGAAGCCUGGCUGGAAAGACGCACCAACUACACGCGCAGUCUGGGUGUCAUGAGCAUGGUUGGAUACAUCCUUGGCCUUGGAGAUAGGCACCCUAGCAAUUUAAUGCUGGACCGUAUCACAGGGAAGAUUAUCCAUAUCGAUUUUGGCGAUUGUUUCGAAGUUGCCAUGAAGCGAGAUAAAUACCCUGAACGAGUCCCAUUCCGCCUCACUAGAAUGCUUACAUACGCCAUGGAGGUUAGCAACAUCGAAGGUAGCUUCCGGAUCACAUGUGAGCACGUCAUGCGCGUGCUUCGGGAGAACAAAGAAAGUGUCAUGGCAGUUCUAGAAGCUUUUAUCCAUGACCCUCUACUAACUUGGCGUCUCACCAACGCUGCCUCCCCUGUUGGUCCCAACUUCCGUUCCGAGCGUGAAUCGUCUCUGGGCGCUGGUGCUCAACGAGCCCGCCGACCAAGUAUCUUGGAUGCGGAACACCCACCCUCGGAGUUCCUUGCGGCCCAACAAGCUACAGGAGCAGGACCCGUUGAUGCGGCACACCCCGGCGGCCCACCCGGCUCGAGAGCUCGAGCACGGACCAACUCAAGCCUUAUUAACGCAAGCCAGAUGGACGGCGAAAUGGCCGAGAUUCAGAACGCACGAGCGGUGGAAGUACUGGACCGCGUGAACCAGAAGCUGACGGGACGCGACUUCAAGCCGACGGAAGAACUUGACAUUGUGACACAGGUCAACAAGUUAAUCAUGGAGGCUACAAAGCUAGAGAACCUGUGUCAGCACUACAUCGGCUGGUGUUCGUUCUGGUAAGAAGAAUAAAUGGCGAGGCUGUAAAUUUACAAGGAUG
This is a messenger RNA of Hypoxylon fragiforme, 7712 nucleotides long. RefSeq names its product FAT-domain-containing protein. The coding region runs from base 116 to 7675 and encodes 2519 amino acids. Gene Ontology annotation, biological process: protein phosphorylation; negative regulation of macroautophagy; TOR signaling. The transcript is spliced from 4 exons. Gene Ontology annotation, molecular function: protein serine/threonine kinase activity; protein-containing complex binding; protein binding. The record is from RefSeq and is a predicted model, not a curated record. Gene Ontology annotation, cellular component: TORC1 complex; nucleus; TORC2 complex. Lineage: Eukaryota; Fungi; Ascomycota; Sordariomycetes; Xylariales; Hypoxylaceae.